Messenger RNA from Phalaenopsis equestris, 2268 nucleotides. Its product is annotated as pentatricopeptide repeat-containing protein At4g01400, mitochondrial-like. The record is from RefSeq and is a predicted model, not a curated record. The transcript has a single exon. Gene Ontology annotation, molecular function: protein binding. Bases 36 to 1343 code for a protein of 435 amino acids. Lineage: Eukaryota; Viridiplantae; Streptophyta; Magnoliopsida; Asparagales; Orchidaceae.
UGAGGAGAAGAAUGUCAUGAACAUGGAGUGGCGAAAUGCUCUUUCAACCUGUCCUCUAUGCGAGAAGAUCGCCAGCUCUGCCACUCUUCUCCCGCCGCCGCUGCUCUUACUCCGCCCAAAGUCAGGCGCCGGAGCUUUCUAUCGGCUCUCCGGCGCGCAUUCGCAAGCUCAUUGCCUCCCAGCGCGAUCCUCUCCUGGCCAAAGAGAUAUACGACCUCUCCUCCUCCAUCAUCCCUCCCACUCCCUCCCAUCUCCAAAUCCUAAUUCUUAAACUAGCCCGCGCAGGCCGCUUUUCUCUCUCCCUUUCACUUCUCCGCCGCCUCCCCUCCCCUCCCUCCCUCUCCCUUCUUUCCUCCCUCUCCCUCACCUUCUCCCGCCUAUCCCGCCCCGACCUCGCUUUCACCGCUCUCCGCCUUCUCCCUCCUCACAUCCUUCCCCCUCACCUCCUCCGAGGCCUUCUCACUGCCCUCUCAUCCCAGCCCUCCUACCUCCCGGCGGCUCUCUCCCUUCUCCGCUCUCACCCUCACCUCCCUUCUCAAAACCUCCUCCUCCGUUUCCUCUGCCGCGCUCGUCGCCUCUCCAUUGCCAUCCCCCUGUUCCAUCGCCUUCAACUCCACGGCCUCUCCCCUGACGCUUCUUCUUACCGCUUUCUCAUCCAGGGCCUCUGCCGCCGCGCCCAACUCUCAUCCGCCCUCUCCUUAUUCGAAGAAAUGCUCAAUCGAGGCCUCAGCCCCGAUAACCUCACUUGCACCACUGUUCUCAACGCCCUUUGCCGGAAAAAGCAGCUCCGGGAGGCCUUCAAGCUCAUCUGCCGCAUGAGGCUUUGGGGAUGCGCACCCGAUUUAGUGCAUUUUAAUACGCUUAUCAUCGGAUUCUGUAGGGAGGGGCGUCCACUUUAUGCAGGCAAGCUGUUUGACGAAAUGCAUGCGAGUGGUGUUGUACCUGAUCUGUUGUCUUACACGAGUCUGGUUAAUGGAUUAUGUGCUCGAGGAGAGCUGGAUAAGGCUAAUGGGUAUUUAGCUGAGAUGGUGGUAAAGGGCCUGGUGCCACAUUUCUCGGUUUACCAUGCACUUGUCAGAGGGUUUUGUAAUGCAGGAAAGGAUGAGGAGGGUUGUAGAAUUGUGGAGGCGAUGCUAAGGAAGGGCGUUGUUCCACAUGUGGAGACAUGGAUGUUUGUGGUUGCAGCAGUGUGUGCGAAUUAUUCUGUGGACGUGUUCGAUGGGAUUAUUAUGAAGAUAACGAGGGAGGAGGAGUGGAGGAGGAGCACAAGGUUAGUGCAAGCAAUUCCUCUUCUGGAUGAUGUAAUUAACAGGUUGCGGAAUAAGGAAUGGCGCAGGACAUAGGGUGGAAAAGUUAUCUUUGCAAAUAAUUAUUAGCUCAGAAAGUUGCUUGGCAAUUGACAGGAAAUAAUUGCUUGUUUUUCAAAUUGAAAGACUCGAUCUGUUUGGAAGGCAGUAUUAUUGUUAUUAUUGAUGAUUAUACCACACUUCUCAAGGAAAUUUUACAUAAUGCUACGCUGGAGAGUUUUGUUUGCAGUCUUGAUGACGACUACAGGCAGUCAGCUAAGGGCAUCAGUUGCCUUUUCCUUCAACCAGUUACAAGUUCUUGCCACGGUCACAGUUCUUCCUACUGUUGCAAAAUUCUCAAGGCAAUGCUUCAGUUAAUUGGAGAUACUAUUUAGUCGCCUAGUUGAACAGUACUUCUAUCAUUCAUGGUUUAAAGAAUCAUUUGAGACGCGCGCCGCAAAGCACUUCUUACACUGAGACGCUCAACAAAAUAUGUUGAGGUUUUAGCCUCAUUAUCGCUCUCGAGGUUCAAGCCUUUUUAAUAUUAGAAUAAUCUCAGAGGCUUUAUGCCUAGGGCGGUGAGGUGUUAUCUUUAUGAAUAUAUACAUAACAUUUUAUUUUAUAUUGUGAUGACACUUCCCCCUUAAUCCCCCUCGCUUUGUAUCCCUAUCUGACUUGCUCUAGCCUUUUUUUUCCCCCUCCAGCAAGGCCUUUGGGUUUUUUCUCUUCUAAUACCUCUUACAUUCUCGGCCACCCCCAUUCUUUAAAUUGUAAGGGGCUUCUUGUUUCCCAAUUUUCCUCCAACUUCAACCUCACUUUCAACUUGUAAAGAAUAAAAUAUGGUUUUCUUUAGAAGUGGUUGAAUGUUGUAAACAAUGGAGCAUUGUUUUGGUUGGUUAUGUUCAUGGAAAACGUUGUUUCUAUCGAGCUAUUAUUAAGCUAUGGAAUUAGUCAUUGCUACUAUCAAGCUGUUCUUGGUAAA